Messenger RNA from Tinamus guttatus (white-throated tinamou), 1002 nucleotides. Lineage: Eukaryota; Metazoa; Chordata; Aves; Tinamiformes; Tinamidae. The record is from RefSeq and is a predicted model, not a curated record.
AUGCCCAGUGACUCGGAGGAGCACAGGGCUGAAGGGUCGUGGUGGCUCCAUGGAGGAGGAGUCUGGCAGUGCUCCUGGGUCCAGGAGCAGAGCUUCAGCAACGCUCCCAGGUUCGCGCUGGCUCCUUAUGCUUGUGCUUUCCUGGACGAGGAGACUGGUGACAAGGGUUGUUCCAUGAAUCCGGUGACAGGCUCCCCUCUCACAUGCCGCCGGAGCCCUCGGCUGCUUUCUAAUGGCUACUACGUUUUGACAGAAGACAGUUUUCUGUCUGAUGAAGAAGGCAACAUAACAUUGACACCGUCACAGACAAGUGUUGCAUACAAGGAAAAUUUGGUUCGCAUAUUCCGGCGGAGGAAGAAAAUCCGUCGCUCUCUUGCCAGUUUGUUCAGUCUCAGUGCCUCUAAUUCGUGGCACAGCAGCACAGUCCUCAGCAACCUGGACUCUUCCCAUGGAGAUGAUUCUUGGGCCGAUGGAUGCAGUAAACUAGAAGUCAGUCAGAGUGAUAUUGGUGAUUCAGAGCCUUCUGAAUGUAAGGGGCAUGUAUCACAAAGACAACAUCCAGCAGCAGCAGCCAGUGGAGCCGCUCUCAGCAAAGACAAGGGGUUCAUCCAGCCGAGGAAACUCUGUGCUUCACUGUCCUGCCUCCUGUUUGUGACAGAUGACAAUGAAGACACUUUGAGCAGUGCAGAAUCCAGGACAGUGCGAAAUAUUCUCUCUCAAAUGGUGAUUCUGAUCAUGUGUUUAAUCAUUUCAAUAUCCAUAAGAUAUUUUCUGGGAGGCUUCUCUGUGACUUUGUUGCUGAUGAUUUUCGUUUUUCUUUUGUCCCAAGAUACUGCUGUGUCAUCUUUUGUGAGUCUUGUCACAUCUUUCAAAACAACUUGGUCUGGGGUUCAGGGUUUGAUGUAUCCUGAGAGGAGCUGGUCAAAUCUGGCAGAUCUCUUAAAAAUUGAACUCAAUAUGUUGGAAGUUAGGAAUGACAAAGCAAAAGCUGGAAAGCUAUAG